GCCGAGACAGCCAGCCCAGUGCCUGCCAUGGAAGCCGCAGAUGCCCCCCAGAGCAACGGGGCUGGCCCUGAAGCCAGGGAAGCUGGUAGCCCUCCAGGCCCCGCAAGCAGCCUGGAGAACGGGGCCAAGGCUGACGGCAGAGAGGCCCAGGCCACCAACGGGCAUGCUGGGGAGGUAGCUGAGGGCAAGAGCCUGGGUGGCGGCGCGAAACUGGCUGAGGGGAAGAGCUCCCUGUUCCUGGGGGGCGACUGGCGGCGGCCCAUCAUCCAGUUUGUGGAGUCCGUGGACGACAAGGGCCCCAACUACUUCAGCAUGGACUCCGGGGAAGGCAGGAGGUCCCCCUACGCCGGCCUCCAGCUGGGGGCUGCCAAGAAGCCACCCGUCACCUUUGCGGAGAAGGGGGAGCUGCGCAAGACCGUCUUCUCGGAGCCCCGGAGGCCCGCCGCGCCCGUGCCUGCGCCCGCUCUGGAGCCCGGCGACAGCCGCAGGGCCAGCUACCCCCGGGCGGACCUGGGCCCCCUCCUGCGGGCCAGGCCAGGCUCUGAGGAGGUCCUGUGUGACUCCUGCAUCGGCAACAAGCAGAAGGCUGUCAAGUCCUGCCUGGUGUGCCAGGCCUCCUUCUGCGAGCUGCACCUCAAGCCCCACCUGGAGGGCGCUGCCUUCCGUGAUCACCAGCUGCUGGAGCCCAUCGGGGACUUCGAGGCCCGCAAGUGCCCCCUGCAUGGCAAGACGAUGGAGCUCUUCUGCCAGACGGACCAGACCUGCAUCUGCUACCUUUGCAUGUUCCAGGAGCACAAGAAUCACAGCACCGUGACCGUGGAGGAGGCCAAGGCGGAGAAGGAGACCGAGCUGUCACUGCAGAAGGAGCAGCUGCAGCUCAAGAUCAUUGAGAUUGAGGAUGAAGCUGAGAAGUGGCAGAAGGAGAAGGACCGCAUCAAGAGUUUCACCACCAACGAGAAGGCCAUCUUGGAGCAGAGCUUCCGCGACCUGGUGCGGGACCUGGAGAAGCAGAAGGAGGAGGUGCGGGCCGGCCUGGAGCAGCGGGAGCAGGACGCUGUGGGCCAGGUGAAGGUGAUCGUGGAUGCCCUGGAGCAGAGGGCCAAGGUGCUGCACGAGGACAAGCAGACCCGGGAGCAGCUGCACAGCAUCAGCGACUCGGUGCUGUUUCUACAGGAAUUUGGUGCAUUGAUGAGCAAUUACUCCCUCCCCCCGCCCCUGCCCACCUAUCACGUUCUGCUGGAGGGGGAGGGCCUAGGGCAGUCGCUCGGCAACUUCAAGGAUGACCUCCUCAACGUGUGCAUGCGUCACGUUGAGAAGAUGUGCCAGGCAGACCUGAGCCGCAGCUUCAUCGAAAGGAGCCACGUGGAGAACGGGGCCGACCAUCGCUACAUGAACAGCUACACCAACAGCUACGCGAGCGGGCACGAGUGGAGCACGCCCGACGCCAUGAAGCGGUACUCCAUGUACCUCACACCCAAGGUGGGAACCAGGACGUCAUACCAGCCAGUGUCCCCUGGCCGCCUCUCCAAGGAGAUCAACCAGAAGAACUUCAAUAAUCUCUAUGGCACCAAAGGUAACUACACGUCCCGGGUGUGGGAGUUCUCCUCCACUGUGCAGAGCCCCGACGACCUGCCCGCAGUCCAAGGCAGCUCCUCCUUCUCCCUGAAAGCAGGUGCUGGGAGAUUCCCCUCUCAGUUCACCACCUUGGGACAGGCCACCACAGAGCUUCCCAAACCAUUGGACACCAAUGGGCUGUUUAAAAAUAAUUCUGGAUAUCCCUCCCUCAUGAGGAGUCAGAAUCCCAAGGUCCAGCCCCAGACUUGGAAAUCCGGCAAGCAGAAUCUGCUGUCUCACUACCGGCCAUUCUACGUCAACAAAGGCAGUGGGAUUGGGUCCAACGAGGCCCCGUGAGUCCCAGGCAGGCGGGAAUGAGGCGGUGCUGUCCCUGCCCUCCCAGCUGACCCUGCUGCUCUUGCUACUGUUCUCAUCUGCGUUGGAGGAAGACUGGUCCUGUGCCUGCUGUCCCCCAGCCCUCUGCAGCCUCUCAGGGCUGCCCUGGCCUCGCCCCACCUUCCCCAUUAGCCACUCCAUCCAGGCCACUCUCCUGUGAGAAGCUUCUAAUGGUCACUAUCUCUGCUGUGCUCAGAAGCCAAGCAUUACAGGGGUGGGAGACCAAGGGCUUCUCUCCCCCAACCCACUACCUUUCUCUUCAGUGGGACCACUGGGGCUAGCAAGGGAUGCCCACCUCUCUUGCCCACGUCCUUGCUGUCUUCAGGCCUGUUGGCCAUUUCUCUCCAAGGACCCUUAGCCCGUGCUGCAGUCAGUAGGUGCCCAGCCACGACAGCUGCUCAUUUCCCAUCUUCAUGAGCCCAUAAGGGAGCCUGGCUGUUUGUGCUCUGCCCUGGGCUGCCUACCAAUGCCCAGCCUGCAGCCCACGGCUUCCACAGGGAAGCUUCCCACUGUCUUGGAAGCAUCCUUCCCAGUCUUGGGUCUCACCACAUCCACCGAAUCCGCAGCCCCUGAGGACUGCCCUCCUGCUGGCGGGUGCCUUAGCAAAACGUCACUUCCUCUCCCUGCUGAGAUGAGAAGUUCCCGUGGCACCAGUGAAAGUCCUACUGGUCCAGCUGCCCUGAGGGAAAUAUCACUUACCUAUAGCAUCUCACUCGUUUUAUGAUUUUGAAUUCCCCUGAAAGUGAGCAUGGCAGUGAGAGUGUGGCUGGGCUGGUAACCACAGUGCUAUUUAAUGAGGUGCCUUUUGCACUGCCCCACCUCCACCCCUGCCCAGCACAGCUCCCCUCUGCCUGCCCUCUGUAGCGUGUUGUCAUGGGGCUCAGGGCCUGGAGAGGAGACCACGCCAGGAGCAGCAAGGUGGGGCAUUCUUCUCAGCCCCUCCAGGCCAUGGGGCUGUGAGAGCUGGGCCUCCAUGCAGGGGAGGGAGAGGGAGGCUCUCCUCAGCUCCCCAAUAAACCGCCGAUCACCUGC
Messenger RNA from Miniopterus natalensis, 2982 nucleotides. RefSeq names its product tripartite motif containing 29 (gene TRIM29). The record is from RefSeq and is a predicted model, not a curated record. Gene Ontology annotation, molecular function: zinc ion binding. Lineage: Eukaryota; Metazoa; Chordata; Mammalia; Chiroptera; Miniopteridae.